Ochotona curzoniae (black-lipped pika) is the source of this 3168-nucleotide messenger RNA. It is a transcript of the gene ERGIC1, whose product is annotated as endoplasmic reticulum-golgi intermediate compartment 1. Gene Ontology annotation, cellular component: Golgi membrane; endoplasmic reticulum; COPII-coated ER to Golgi transport vesicle. The coding region runs from base 1 to 1365 and encodes 454 amino acids. NCBI's taxonomy places the organism in Eukaryota, Metazoa, Chordata, Mammalia, Lagomorpha, Ochotonidae. The transcript has 11 exons. Gene Ontology annotation, biological process: retrograde vesicle-mediated transport, Golgi to endoplasmic reticulum; endoplasmic reticulum to Golgi vesicle-mediated transport. The record is from RefSeq and is a predicted model, not a curated record.
AUGGCAUACCUAGACACCCAGCAAGUGAAGCAACACGUCCAGGUCGCCCCAGCCAGAGAGCUGAGCGACUCUCAAGUGCUUUCCUGUUUCUCCAAGCCAUUUGGGGAUGAGGUAGAGGAAGGUGAAGACAAGCUGUUUGGAGACCUCAAGCGAGGUGUUUGGGGAGUGAUGAAGGUGCUGCUGGGGAUGCCCACAUCUCGCACAUCGGAGUGCCUGAGUGCAUCCACUGGCGCAGCCGCCCCUCCGUGCUCGGCUCCACCCCCGAGCCGGCCCGCGGGCCCUUUCGUGGCGCGGCGGAAGGGGCGGCCGGGAGGCGCGGCGUCCAAUGGGCAGCGCGGGCGUCACUUCCCGGUGGGGGCUGGACGGGGCGGUGUUUUCGGGGGGCGGCGUGGAGGCGGCGGCGGCGGGCUGGGACCCACGCGGCGCCGUGGCCCGCCUGGCCUGCAGCGUUCCCGGCUUGGCGGCGACGGCGGCGGCGGCUGCGGCGGCACGAUGCCCUUUGAUUUCAGGAGGUUUGACAUCUACAGGAAGGUACCCAAAGACCUCACGCAGCCAACGUACACCGGGGCCAUCAUUUCCAUCUGUUGCUGCCUCUUCAUCCUCUUCCUCUUCCUCUCGGAGCUUACCGGUUUCAUCACGACAGAAGUUGUGAACGAGCUGUACGUCGAUGACCCAGACAAGGACAGUGGGGGAAAAAUUGACGUCAGCCUGAACAUCAGUUUGCCCAAUUUGCAUUGUGAACUGGUCGGGCUCGACAUCCAGGAUGAGAUGGGCAGGCACGAGGUGGGCCACAUUGACAACUCCAUGAAGAUCCCUCUGAACAAUGGAGCAGGCUGCCGCUUCGAGGGCCAGUUCAGCAUCAACAAGGUCCCUGGCAAUUUCCAUGUGUCCACACACAGUGCCACGGCCCAACCACAGAACCCGGAUAUGACGCAUGUCAUCCACAAGCUCUCCUUUGGGGACACACUACAGGUCCAGAAUGUCCACGGAGCCUUCAAUGCUUUGGGCGGUGCAGACAGGCUCAGCUCUAACCCCCUGGCCUCCCACGACUACAUCCUGAAGAUCGUGCCCACCGUGUACGAGGACAAGAGCGGCAAGCAGCGGUACUCCUACCAGUACACAGUGGCCAACAAGGAGUACGUCGCCUACAGCCACACGGGCCGAAUCAUCCCGGCCAUCUGGUUCCGCUAUGACCUGAGCCCCAUCACGGUCAAGUACACAGAGAGACGGCAGCCACUGUACAGGUUCAUCACCACGAUCUGUGCCAUCAUUGGCGGGACCUUCACUGUUGCUGGCAUCCUGGACUCUUGCAUCUUCACGGCCUCGGAGGCCUGGAAGAAGAUCCAGCUGGGCAAGAUCCACUGACCGCCCAAGCUGUCCGCUCCUGGGCUCCGAGGACCAGCGGCCAGGGCCGACUCCUGGCCGAGGACCUGGCUGUGUCCCCUAAUUGGGGUUAAAGGGAAAUGGGUGGCUCCAAGCUCUGCAGCUACCUUUUUUCUUCAAGUUUCCUUUUAGGCAAAUGUCCCUGCCUGAGAAGUUGUGCCCUUUCUCCCUGGGGACUCCUAAGACAGGAGUCAGGCAUUGAAGAGAGAAGUCCCAGGGAGGUUGGAAAGCCCCCCACCUGCCACCUUCCUGCCCACCAACCCCAGUUCACUGCAGUCCUUCCCCUACCACGCCACGGAGAAACACCCAGAACCCCCACAGCCCCAUUGUCAGCCUGGCUUUGACAAUCGUACAGCCCCUCAACCCUUGGAAUGAGAGUGUACUUCCCCCACCGCCACCCCCAAAACACUCAUGGCUUGGUUUCUGCCUGGACUCUCAGCUCUGGGACUACACUGCCCAGAGGGACUCCCACUUGGCACUGCCUUCGGUGCCCUUGAGAUUUGACCCUGUCGAUGGAACCCGUGCUUCCUCUCCUGCCCAUCCAGAGCCCAGGUGGGUCUCACACUCAUCCCCACCCCUGUUCUCCUGAGAGCAGGUGCCACAAUAGAGACUCAGACUGCGUUUCCAGGUCCUAGGUGACCCCUUCUCGGUCCUCUUCCUCUGGCCACCACUGUGUCCCAGUGAUUUGUGCCCCAUCUGGCGCUAAUAGCUCUUGGUAGAGGGGCUGGUUCCUCCCUCUCAUCUUCCCCCAACACCCCGCCACACACACACACACACACACACACACACACACACACAGUUUUGCUGGGGUCUGCAGUGGCAGGGGAUAGGGGUGAUGGGACUUGGAGACCAGGUACUUGUCCAGGACACAGCAUCCUUCCCCUUAGCCCUGAAAUAAGCCACCAGUGAUCCCCAGCCCACACAUGGGUGAACCAAGCGGGCCAGCCCUCCUCCCUUCUUGGAGCUGCACCUCCCAGGCUCCCAGGGGCACAGAGCAUCGAGAUCCCCCUGCAGCCGUGGCUCACUUGACCUUGACUGGCCCAUGGCCCGACUUCAGUGUCUCCCCUGUGGCUCCUGAGUUGGGUCCUUGCCCCACUGCUCCCCCCCCCCAUCCUCUCCUUUUGUCCCAUAAGGGGGUGUGGGGGCGGGUAGUGAUUUAGGCAUGAAUUCCACACAAGGAAUUCUAGCCAGGCCCCAUGUCCCAAGGAAACAGCAGCCUGCCUGUUUUCCAUUUAUAUCAAGAUGGUUUGCAUACUUUUGUAAUGAAGGGGAGUGCCAGUGGAAGGACAUUUUUUUGUUGUUGUUAUUUUUUAAUUAUCUAUAAAGGUAGCUCAAGCCUUGACCAUUUGUAGUUUGGGACUCCAGAUUCCUGCUACAGGAGCUUCCCCUUGGACAGAGGAACUGACCGGUGCUGUGCGUAUAAACGGUCUUUGGCUAUUUCUGGUAUCCAGGGCCACUUGAAUGGAUUUCUGUUUCACAUUCUGUUCUCUGGUUACAGAAGGGAGCUCCCCCCACCCCACCCCAAACACACACACACACACCCGGGUAUGAGUGCGUGCCCUGUGGAGGGUGGGGUAGGUUAUGUGUGGCAUGCACAGGGGUCGGAAUCCCACUUGGAUGCAUAUAUUAAAAACAAAACCCUGAAGACAUAUUUUGGGAUGUCAGUCUCUUAUGCAAGAGGCACCUCUGACCUCUUGCAAACAAGAUCUCAAGGAAAAAAAAAUGUUUAGUGUUUCCCCUCCUUGUUGGAUUCAAAUAUGAGAUGAUUAAAAGUCUGAUUUUCUC